Molecule: messenger RNA, 381 nt
Organism: Cylindrotheca closterium
Lineage: Eukaryota; Bacillariophyta; Bacillariophyceae; Bacillariales; Bacillariaceae
Source: the annotation of a GenBank genome assembly
AUGUAUUAUCUGAAUGGAACAAAGGGAAUGCAUCUGACGCUGAGUGCAAAAGACUUGCGAACUUUCAAAUGGUAUAUUGAUGCAUCAUUUCCAGUGCAUCCAGAUUUCAGAAGUCACACUGGAGGUGUAUUGACUAUGGGUGAAGGAGGAUUACAAAUAAUCUCGAAGAAGCAGAAGCUGAACAGUCAAAGUUCAACAGAAGCCAAAUUGAUUGGUGUUGAUGAUGCUGCGACACAGAUAUUGUGGACAAAAUUGUUUGUGGAAGCACAAGGUUAUCCUGGUGAAGAGAACAUCCCAUAUCUGGAUAACAAGAGUUCUAUUCUAUCGGAAGAGAAUGGACAUGAUAGUGCCGGAAAGCAAAGCCGAGCUUUGAACAUUUGA